Messenger RNA from Plasmodium vivax (malaria parasite P. vivax), 954 nucleotides. Its product is annotated as RAD protein (Pv-fam-e). NCBI's taxonomy places the organism in Eukaryota, Apicomplexa, Aconoidasida, Haemosporida, Plasmodiidae. The record is from RefSeq and is a predicted model, not a curated record. Bases 1 to 954 code for a protein of 317 amino acids. The transcript is spliced from 2 exons.
AUGUACCUAAGUACUUAUGUAUAUGUAUGCAUUUUAUUUUUUGGUGCUUCAUUAAGGCAAUUAUAUUUUUUUAAACUCAUUCGGGUAGCCAUUUAUUUGUUGAAAGUCCGCCUCAGUUUGAUUCGCCGCGUGAUAAACGCUUCGUUUGCUUCGCUUGCCUCGUUUGCCUCUCCCCCGCUUCAUUUGCUUUGUUUGCUUCCCCCCGCUCCAUUUGGGCCGUCCCAAGUGGCUACAAACAGAAUGUUGGAUAUCCCCCGAGUCGUGUUCUCUCUGUUCGCCCUGUUGCACGUUUUGGUAUUGACUAAUGCCAACCUUUCGAGCGACACUUGUUGGCCAGCGCCAGCUGUAAGUGCGGCCCCGAGACAGAUGGCCGAAAUGAAGUUUAACCCAAAUGAGUCCGCCAACCCACCAAGGGACGUACAUAUGGAUAGCGAAGAAGAUCUAUACACCGAUGCUAAAGCCCCCUCCUCCACAGAGAAGAGCACAGCUGCUUCGUCCGAUGAUGAGCAAGUAGAUAUCUCUGAAAUGCUAAAACCGCAUACAUUGUUAGUGCCCAAAAAAGAUAUGGAAGAACUGCUUCUGCAUUUUAAAAUGGUUCAAAAGUCAUGCCACAACAAUCUGCUGGACCGAUUGUUAGACAAGCUUGAGGAGCUAGCUUCCAAGUGUGGGAUGUCUCAGGAGGAAAAAUUAAAAUUAUGGACCAAGUGCCAGGAAGAAAUCAACAAGGAAUUUCAAGAAAUAAAACACUUUUACGAUAAGCACUGUGCGUCCAAACUGAACUUCUCCGUUGUGACGAUGCAUUCCUUUUCUGAAUGCCUAAACAGGUACGUCACUCUAAGUGCAGACGCGAUUGUGGCAAAUGAGAAGAAGUGGAACUGCAUCUUUUCCCAGGCGGCAGAGGGCUGCAAGGGGGGGGCCGACAUCCCGCAGAGUAGCGAGCAGGUGAGCACCUAA